Grammomys surdaster is the source of this 939-nucleotide messenger RNA. Its product is annotated as olfactory receptor 50-like. Gene Ontology annotation, cellular component: membrane. Bases 1 to 939 code for a protein of 312 amino acids. Gene Ontology annotation, molecular function: olfactory receptor activity; G protein-coupled receptor activity. Gene Ontology annotation, biological process: G protein-coupled receptor signaling pathway. Lineage: Eukaryota; Metazoa; Chordata; Mammalia; Rodentia; Muridae. The record is from RefSeq and is a predicted model, not a curated record. The transcript has a single exon.
AUGAGACAGAAAAAUGAGAGCACUGUGUCUGAGUUCAUCCUCCUGGGGCUUCCCAUUUGGGAAAAGUACCAAGGCCUGUACUCUGCCCUGUUCCUGGCCAUGUACCUGACAACUGUGCUGGGGAACCUGCUCAUCAUCCUGCUAAUAAAGCUGGACUCUCACCUCCACACCCCCAUGUACUUCUUCCUCAGCCACUUGGCCUUCACAGACAUCUCUUUCUCAUCAGUCACAGCUCCAAAGAUGCUCAUGAAUAUGCUGACACACAGUCAGUCCAUCUCAUAUGCUGAAUGUGUUUCCCAGGUGUAUUUUUUCUUAUUUUUUGCAGAUCUUGACAGCUUUCUUCUGACCUCCAUGGCCUAUGACAGGUAUGUGGCCAUCUGCCACCCUCUGUACUAUACCACCAUCAUGAGUCAGAGACUCUGUAUUCUUCUAUUAGUUAUGUCCUGGGCCUUAUCUUCUGCCAAUGCUCUUGUACACACCCUUCUUUUGGCUCGCCUAGCUCACUUUAGAAACAAUACCAUCUCCCACUACUUCUGUGACCUCUCUGCCUUGCUGAAGCUGUCCAGCUCAGACACCACCAUCAAUGAGCUGGUCAUUCUUGUUUUAGGUAAUGUGAUCAUUACCCUGCCAUUCAUAUGCAUUUUGGUCUCUUAUGGCCGAAUAGGGGUCACCAUUCUGAAAAUUCCUUCUAUCAAGGGUAUCUACAAAACCUUGUCCACAUGUGGCUCUCACCUCUGUGUGGUUUCCUUGUAUUAUGGAGCCAUCAUUGGACUAUAUUUUGUACCCUUAUCUAAUAACACUAAUGAACAGGAUGUAAUUGUGGCUGUGAUGUACAAUGUGAUCACACCCAUGCUGAAUCCCUUUAUUUAUAGUCUUAGGAAUCGGGAUAUGAAAAAAGCACUGAGAAAUAUCCUCAGCAGGAGACUGUUUUCACAGUGA